AUGAGGAAUGAAUCGCCGCCGUCGGCGUUCAAGGCGGCGUACGUAACCUCCAACGACUUGGUGGUUGCGUUAUGUUCGCUGGAGUCUGCUUUGGAGGCUGAACAGACGUUGUUCGCCAAGUCGCUCAGUUACGCAAUGGAUAAUGGAUUGGAGCGGUCGGUGGUGUGUUUCAAACUGUCUGAAAAUCAGAUGAUGCGCAGUCUGCAGGAGCGGGUGAGCAGUGAGGCGAGCAAAGACGACCAGUGUGUGGUCCGGAAGAAGUGGUUUUCGGCUUUGGGUGUUGCGGCUACGGAAUCGCGUGCUGCAAUUUAUACGAGCCUUUUGUGCGAGGGCGCGAAUUUAGACAUCAACCCUCUGCUACAGCGGUCGAUCGGGCCUUUUUUGUCUUACCUGCUUUUGGACCAGCGACUUGACCCACACGUGCGGAAGAUGAUCGCAGACACGGUCGCAGGACUCGACGAGACCGGCUCUAUGGAACUGCCCGCCUCACCUGUGCUAACCUGCUCUGUGGAUGUCCGUAUGGCCACCGAUGGCUCUUCUUGUCUCUCAGGUAGCGACAAAGGCAACCCGCUUAAAGAAGCCGUAACUGAAACAAAGCUUGUACAAGCAUUCCUUCAAACGUUUGCCCUCGAGAUCAACCCGUCCUACCAAAUAGACGCCAGAGCCCGCAUUCCGAACCCCUACACUGUCGUCUCCAAGUCCCCCUUUGCAGAAUCAAAGUCCAGCACUUCGCCCGGUUCCUCGUUUCUGCCAGACAAAGUUUGCCUCGCAGCUCUUGGAGCCAGCGGUAGUCUUGGACCUAGCGGUAGUCUUGGAUCCAGUGGGAUAGGGACCGGGGCGGUGUUUCAGGCGCGCAGUUUUCGGAAGUUGGCUCUACCGAAGGUAAACAGUCGUGGCAUACAUAACUUCCCGCCCCGGGGACUGGAGAAGACCUCGAUUCCUCUCGGAUCCAAAGUAUAUAUCCAAGUGGCCUUGGAAUCGCACGCUGUGGUGCCUCUGACGUUCAGCAAGAUGAGCGUCGCAUUCAGCCUCUCCAACGUCUCCGUGUCGCACCUCGUCGCCUCCUCCACCAGCUCACUACUCUCCAUCAAACGGGGGCUCAACGUGGGUGGCAGCCAGCUCAACUACGCGCUCUGCUUCACGGUGAACGAGACAUUCGUCCUCCAGCCGGGCGAGCUGCUGCUUGUGGAAAUACCGUGGGUCUGCGUCGUGCCCGGCAAACUUUGGCUCUCUAGUGUCAAGUUGUUUCCCCACUCCCCUUCUAGUCCCCUCAAACACGGCAGUACCCCCGACGACAGUAUCCCCAACGGCAGUGCACCCGACAGUGGUGGCACUGGCGAAGGUGUGCCCGACGGUCGCGACUCCCACGGUCGUGACCCCGACGGUCGUGACGCUGACGGUCGUGACCCCGACGCUGACGGCGGUCUGAAGCACUGUUUGAGUGGUGUGGACGGCUGUUUGAGUGGUGUGGUGCUGUCGGCGGAUUUGUCCAUCAUGGACAGUUUACCUUUGCACCACUUGAUGGCGUAUGAGCUGAGUCUGCGGGGGAAGCUAAGCCGGGCCUUCCAGGCAGGCGCGCUGGAGCGGAUGUGGAAGAGCCCAAGUUUACUGGACGUGACGACCGCGCGACGGUACUUCACGAUGCAGUUCCGACUGGUGGGGGACUUUGCGGUAGUUGGCGACACGGCAACAUUGAUCUUAACCAUUGUAAGUAACGAUGGGUUUGUGUUGGAGCAGCCGCCAAAGAUCCCAAUUGUGGCCACGGCGACGCGGAAGGGUCAUUACGACCGUCACUUGGACGACCGUCACCCGGACAGGGGUGGCGUGGAGAACCGGACUGGAGACGCGACCGGUGACCGGACUGGAGAUCGGGGCGGAGGUAUGGACAGGGGCGGCGUGGAGAAGACUACGGUUGGUGGAGUGGAGAAGGGUGGGAUGGAGAAAAGUAGACGGGGAAAGUCGGGAUUGCCGUUUAAGAUUAGCAUAAUUUGGAGUCAGACGAAAACGAUUUCGUUGGAUAACAAGACGUUGAGUGAACCUUCGUGUCGAGUGUUGCCUAUUGCGAGCGGCGGUGAGGUGAUGUUGUCUUUGCCAGUGUUCCAAAAGUCAAUUUCUGUGCUGGUACCGAUCUUGAUUGAGCAACGGGCGGCGACACCUUUUGUGGAGAGUGUGGCCCGUUUGGGUGCGCCUUCGCCAGGUCGGGCAGUAAGUGCGGCACGAUGCAAUUCAGCAGAUGCGCAGUCUUCGGCCUCCCCGCGCAAGUUGCGGGCAGCAGGGUCGCGGUAUGAGAGUCAAGUCACGGAACGGCGCGCGGCCAUUUUGAUUCCCGCACACGCGCGAAGUCCGACCGUGACCUCGGCGGGAUUGCGACACACGUCCUACGAGUUGUUCGAGACGCCCACUCUCUCGCCCCGGUCCACAUGCCCCACACAAGCCGCCGAGCUCACUGUAACCUCUAAAAUCAAGGCACUCGUCGGCAUCAAUCUCGGACCUGCCGAACCCGAACACCAAUUAACCACCGAACGCGCAGAACUCGCCGCACUUCCCGCCCUCUGGGACGCCCACAACGCCGGCAGCCCGCGGGCCGGCAGCCCACGGGUCGGUGGCUGUGCGCGGUUGCGGCCGGGCUUCGCGCAAACCGAGCUCAGUUUCGCCAGUCCAUUCCUUGGUAGCCCGCGUCCGUCGACCCUUUCCGCUCACGCCAGCGCACCGGAACGCUCUGUCCUCGUCGAAGAAACCGGCACCAUCACCAUCCCCGUCCGUCCUGGUCUCGAAGCAGACCGUUUCGUCGUCGCAGACACCAGCACCCAGUACGCUGAAAAACUCAGCGUCUACUGGCGCGGCCAAGGCGCCAUCCGCCUCACCAAACUCGUCCUGCAACCACCGUACUGCGAACCUCCCGGCCCUGACGUCCCGGCGGUGACGCAUAAGUUCCCUCGGAUCCAGACACACGUUCUUGACGCCAAGGAGUACCUCGAGCAAGGCAACCUGCACAUCGAGUUCCCUGAGACCGAGCGCAUCACCCUCAGCGGCGCCUGCCCCCUCGACCUGAUGCUCCUCGUCGACCUCGCACCCUCGGACCCCACCCCCACCGGCACCACGGAUCUUGCCCCCGCGUCAAACUCUGGUGAAAACUGCGCCGCCACCGCGAAUUGCGCCCCAGACGUACCAGGCUCAGGUCCGCACACGUCCGGCGCUCAGACGUCCGCAGCGGCACUUGGCGAGACGCCGUCGCAGGAGUACGUGUUGGAGCUGCACUACGAGACGCCGGAUAAUUUGCCGUCGGCUCCGAAGCCUCUGACGAUCGACCGGAUUCGGCACCCGUUAGCGACGAACUUGGGGCAGAGCACGUUGAUCGAGAUGCAGCUGACCAACACCACGGGCUGCUGCGCCGCCGUGUUGUACAACCUCGCUCUGCCCUUCGACACCCCGCUCGACGCUAGCUUCUUCGCCGCCGGCGAACGCGAACCCGAACAAACUGCCUCUUGGCAAGUCCUCGGCUUCAAGUGCCGCCAACUCCAUGUACCCCCCAGGUCAAGUGUCACCGUCACCUUCAACCUCAUUGCCGCCGUUCCCGGCACUCUGCCUCUACCCCCCAUCCAACUCUCCGGCACCCUCCUUCCCAACGCCGCCCCUGACCGGCCCGCAUCCGCCGACGACAGACCCGCCAAGGCACUCAGGCCCCAAGGACACCCCAUCCAGCUCAGCCACUGCUGCUGGAAUACUGCCCGGAUCGCCGUGCACCCGCGAUGGCCAAACAAGUGCAGGCUCACCCUGCUCGGUGAAGACGACGACGACGACGAAGAGGAAGCCGCUUUUUGA
This is a messenger RNA of Gregarina niphandrodes, 3822 nucleotides long. RefSeq lists its product as hypothetical. The record is from RefSeq and is a predicted model, not a curated record. Lineage: Eukaryota; Apicomplexa; Conoidasida; Eugregarinorida; Gregarinidae. The transcript is spliced from 2 exons. The coding region runs from base 1 to 3822 and encodes 1273 amino acids.